Carassius carassius (crucian carp) is the source of this 4029-nucleotide messenger RNA. It is a transcript of the gene phaf1, whose product is annotated as phagosome assembly factor 1. The coding region runs from base 969 to 2213 and encodes 414 amino acids. NCBI's taxonomy places the organism in Eukaryota, Metazoa, Chordata, Actinopteri, Cypriniformes, Cyprinidae. Gene Ontology annotation, biological process: Golgi to plasma membrane protein transport. Gene Ontology annotation, cellular component: trans-Golgi network; dendrite; synaptic vesicle membrane. The record is from RefSeq and is a predicted model, not a curated record. The transcript has 16 exons.
CUCGCAUGGGAAGUUGAAUUAUCAGCUGAUCAUGGUGUUUUGGAUGGAAGUUGCAUUUGGCACGGAGGGGCUCUUUCUUUAUCAUCUUAAGCAAAUCUUAAACGUCAGAGACACCGGAAAAUAAAGCUGCAUGUAAUAUUGCGCGACCUCCAACACGCGAAACGGCGGCCCCCGGAGAAAUCCGCGUUAUUAUGAACAGAUGGUGGCCAUAAGUGGUGAUCUGUUUGCUUGCUGUUAAAUCAUCGGAAAGAAAGAAAACAACGUCAGGCGAGGCUCGUGCGAAUCUGAUGUGUGUAUGUUGACUUAUCUCGGGCAGUGAUCGUUGCCAUAAUUAGCCUAAAUGUAUGUAAUUUAUCUGUUUGGACACGACAUUUUCUCCGUUUGAUGUAAUAAUUAGUAGCUAAUGUGUUUUAUGUGAUUUAGGAGCAAGCCAACGGUCAGAUCAAAGUGUUUGUUGUUGUUUUUCUUUUCUUUUUACAACAUACAGCAGUUAUAUUAUUUGUUCGCCUAUAUAUUGGUUAUAAGAUAAAUAACGUCUUGUAUUAAUUCAUGCUUAUGGAAGUUGAUAAAAGAGUAACAACCUGUAACAAAUUCUUCAUUUAUUGACAUCGGGUCGCUGUGAAUGACAUACAGUUUACUUGUUUAAUUUAAUUAAGCUUUGUCAUACUGACCUUUUUAUUAGUGUGUAUCUGUUGUUCGUUUUAUAGUGUUAUUUAUAAGCAUGGUGCCAGUGGAAUGCGUUGAUAACUGGAUUGCAUCACUUGUAUUUUGACAUAUCUGACGUCAGUGGUGUCCUGUGUCUCUCAAACUGUGUUUAAAGCGUGUGGGAGAUUUUUAAUCAUACUACUUCGUUAUAUUUUGACUGAUUUGUUGAUUUAACGGUGGAUUAUCCAAGAUAUUUCGAAAGGGAAGACUCAGAUCUGGCACAGUCAGAGAUCCUCGUUGAUAUUCCCAAUUUCUCCCCGCCAAUGCUGGACCUGGAGGUCGUUCCUGAGCGAUCUUUAGGAAAUGAACAAUGGGAAUUCGCAUUAGGGAUGCCAUUGGCCCAGGCCAUUUCGAUAUUACAGAAACACUGCCGAAUCAUCAAAAAUGUCCAGGUGCUCUACAGCGAACAAAUGCCACUCAGCCACGACCUCAUUCUCAACUUGACUCAGGAUGGAAUUAAACUGCUGUUUGAUGCCUGCAAUCAGAGACUGAAGGUAAUUGAAGUGUACGAUUUGAGCAAAGUGAAACUGAAAUACUGUGGAGUACAUUUUAACUCUCAGGCAAUAGCACCUACUAUUGAGCAGAUUGAUCAGUCUUUUGGCGCUACUCAUCCAGGAGUCUACAAUGCUGCCGAGCAGCUCUUCCACCUGAACUUCCGAGGGCUUUCCUUCUCUUUCCAGCUGGACUCGUGGAGUGAAGCUCCUAAAUAUGAGAUUCCCCAUGGGGCCACUGUCAAACGGAUGUACAUUUACUCUGGAAACAACCUUCAAGAAACCAAGGCUCCAGUGAUGCCUCUGGCCUGUUACCUCGGUAAUGUGUAUGCAGAGAGUGUGGAGGUGUUAAGAGAUGGGGCAGGACCGCUGGGUCUCAAACUUCGCCUACUCACUGCAGGAUGUGGCCCGGGAGUGUUGGCUGAUGCGAAAGUGCGAGCCGUUGAGAGAAACAUCUACUUUGGAGAUUCUUGUCAGGAUGUUUUGAGUGCUCUUGGCUCUCCACAUAAGGUCUUCUACAAGUCAGAGGAUAAGAUGAAGAUCCAUUCACCCUCCCCUCACAAGCAAGUCCCAUCCAAGUGUAAUGACUACUUCUUUAACUAUUAUAUUCUGGGAGUGGAUAUACUGUUUGACUCUGCAACCCACCUGGUCAAAAAAUUUGUCCUUCACACCAACUACCCUGGCCAUUACAACUUCAACAUAUAUCAUCGGUGUGAUUUCAAGAUUCCUCUCAUCAUUAAGAAAGAUGGGGCAGAUGCUCAGAGUGAGGACUGCAUUUUGACCACCUACAGCAAAUGGGAUCAGAUUCAGGAGCUGCUAGGACACCCCAUGGAAAAACCAGUUGUGCUCCACAGGUCAUCAUCAGCAAACAACACCAACCCUUUUGGUUCCACAUUCUGCUUUGGACUACAGCGGAUGAUAUUUGAGGUCAUGCAGAAUAACCACAUAGCUUCUGUGACUCUCUAUGGAGCUCCUCGUCCAAGUAGCCUGGCUCGUGCUGAUCCAAGCACCCACUGAGGAAGCCGUGCCCAUCCAGCCCUGCAGAGCCUCUGAACUGAACAGCAGAGUGUGCCUUCACUCACUGCUGCCAUCACACAAGCUAAAGCAAGACAUGCUGGGAGUUCUCUGGAGUUGAAUUCCCCUUCCCCCGCCCACUCUUCACAUUUUAAUAGAGGCCCCAAUUCGGUCUCCUCCUCUGGUAAUAGCAUGGAGGCUGCCCUCAGCCUGCUAAUGAACCUAAAUAACCGUGCAAACCUGGCUUUGCCCCCAAAGCUUUAACCCAGACAUGCAUCAACAUCAACAGCAUCGUUAUAAUACUUGUGGAUGCACAGUGAUCCAGUGAUCCACACAAGCAUAUUUGUUUGUUUUUUUUGCCUAACCUUCUAAAAUUUCCAUACCAGACGCACCAAAGGGCAAACAGUGAAGCGAUUUCUCCUCUGCAUGGUAAACACUUUAACAAAAACGCACAUGAAUUCUACUUUAUUUGCUUUCCAUCAAGCAAAGGAUGAGAGCAAAGUCAAAUGAGGACAAACUUUCGCAGCAAAAUUCAAUGACGAGUGUUUUGUAUGCAUUUAUGCGAGGUUCCAAGCACAAGCUAGCACAGUAUGGAUCCAGUGCUGUGAAAAUGUUUUUGUGUCACAUGAGCAGGCUCCCAUACACACAUAACGAUUCAUAAACUCAUUUCAUACCAAGUCAGCAGCACAGAUUACCUCCCAUUUCAAUAGCGUACAUCGGCUUUACGGUUGAUUCUGUUAUUGUUUUGUUGUUCGUGAGCGCAUUCGUUUUGAACAUUUGCACUAAAAUACACCUAAUUUACUUGAUAAUUGUCUCCUGUCCACUGAGGAACGUUUUAAUUGCCGAGUCUCUGAGGGAAAGGUCAACGGGGGAGGGAACGACGACGUGCAAUCUGGAUUUCAAAGCUAUUAGCGAGAAAAGCCAUCCACCCAUCACUGUUUCUCCUUCCCGCUGAAUUUUGUUUGCGUCUUUUUUUUUGUCCACAGUACAAAGAUGUGAAGUUCUUUUACCUUAUUCAGUAUCUUAAAGUCUUAACUGCAGAAUUGUCUUCUGUCGCCUGAUUGCCAAAACGUUAGCCAAAGAAGAAACAAUGGUUAGCUCUCUGUCGUUUUAAAUUCACAUCGUAAGAACAUUCCCUUUUGAUUUGAUCCAUACAGUCGCUGAACAGUUUUUAGCAUAGUGGCUCAAUCGAUUGAUUGGUAAGUAGACAUGAUGUUGUCUGUAGCCAUGUCCAUGUCUGUACAGAUCUGUAAAUAACGUACACCAUUUUCAUUGUUUCAUCAGCCUAAUGGUACCAUAUCAGAUCAGCUGACAUCUGGAACUCCCCUACACUGCUAACAUACUGAGAGUUUUUGGUUUUCUUUGCCAGCCCUUGAAGGGACACUAUAGCAGCUUCCGUCUACUGUUGUCCUGGAUGAAGUCACCUACAUUUGACCACUUUCAGGAGGAUUUAACAAUGAUGACUAGUGCAUUUUAACUUUAGUUGAUGGUUUGUUCACCUCUAACUGCUGUGCUGCCUGGCAGCGAGGCCCCCAGAGCUGUCAAGUUUGGGUUCGCUGGUGUCAUUCCCACCUCCCUUCAGGCUUCUGCAGUGUGUGGUUCAGGCUAAUUCGGGCAUUUUUAGCUUUCUGUUACAUUAACUGCGCUGGAAGGCUGUCAGUGGUGUUUUUAAUAUAUUUUACCCUUAGCUUUUGGUCAUUUAAAAGGAAGAUGCUAUUAACAUUGUGCCUCAUCUCCUACCGAGCCUGUCUUGACUUUUUCUCUGUAAAUGAAAUUGUUUGAAAAACUGCUUUGUGUAUGUCUGAGCAUGUAAAACUUA